Molecule: messenger RNA, 1162 nt
Organism: Sapajus apella (tufted capuchin)
Lineage: Eukaryota; Metazoa; Chordata; Mammalia; Primates; Cebidae
Gene: ZC2HC1B
Product: zinc finger C2HC-type containing 1B
Exons: 7
Coding region: 562-942 (126 amino acids)
Source: RefSeq, a predicted model, not a curated record
UAUUCUCAAGCAAAGUUAUCAGGUACUUCAUUUAAGAGUGUAUUAAAAAUUAAAUCAAAUAAUUAUAUUCUGAUUGCCUGAAGGAUACGGAAUUUACUUGUUUAGUGAAGUGAGAAGUUUAUAUCAGAAAAGGAAAACACAGGUAAGUUUACACAGGGGCUUCCCAAGGGGAAGAAGCAGUUGGUGGGGAGGUAAAAGAGAGUGAGGAUAUCAAGCUAUUGAGGUCACCUCCAGUCAGUCAUUUCUUCUCGGCCAGGCAAUUCCAUGAAACUAACAUAAUGUGCUCUUGAAUUUUACACAGAUGGCAAUCAGGAGUUAUUUCCCUGUGAAGUCUGUGGAAGACGCUUUGCAGCAGAUGUUCUGAAAAGGCAUGGACCAAUAUGUAAAAAACUCUUCAACAAAAAGCGUAAACCUUUCAAUUCUUUGAAGCAAAGAUUACAGGGCACUGACAUUCCUAUUGUGAAGAAGACUCCACAAUCUAAGUCUCCACCUGUGAGGAAGUCUAACUGGAGACAACAACACGAAGACUUUAUUAAUGCGAUCCGAUCAGCAAAGCAGUGUAUGCUAGCCAUUAAAGAAGGCCGACCCCUCCCACCUCCACCUCCUCCAUCCUUGAACCCAGAUUAUAUUCAAUGCCCAUAUUGUAUGAGGAGGUUCAAUGAAACCGCAGCCAAGCGACAUAUUAAUUUCUGCAAGGAUCAGUCUUCUCGCCGAGUCUUUAAUCCAGCCGAGACAGCAGCCAAAUUAGCAUCCAGAGCCCAGGGUAAGGCUCAGAUGGGUCCAAAAAAAGAACCAACUGUUACCAGUGCCGUGGGAGCUUUGCUACAGAACAGGGCCCUCGUGGUCAUGAAUGAAGUCCCAAACAAGUCAGGAUUAGCUAUGGACCCUGCUUCUGGAGCAAAACUCAGACAAGGAUUAAGUAAAUCUUCUAAAAAAGAUUAACUCCUAGAAGCCAGACGGGCUGCUCCCUGAAACCCAUCAGCCUGGAUGGCUGCAUACCCAGGAAUGCCACCUAAGGGGAAGGAAUGUAGAUGUGAUGUCUGUUUAUACACCCUUGAUUCUUCUUGAAGCAUCACUUAGAACAAGUAAAACUAGCUUCAAAUUUUUAUUUACUCCCUUUGAAAUAUUCAAAACAAAACCACUAAACACAUCGAUCGUAUAA